AUGGCUGACGGCGAUGAGUGCUCCGUCUCCAAGUCGCCGGAUGGCAUCACGACCGUUACGCUCAACCGACCGGAGCGCAAAAACGCCGUCGACCCGGCCACGGCCAUGAAGCUCGCUGCCGCUUUCGCAGACUUCGAGGCCGACGAUGGACAAAAGGUCUGCAUCCUGCACGGUGCGCACGGCACAUUCUGCGCCGGCUUCGACCUCCAUGCGCUGGCUGGGACCUCCGUGUCGCAGGGACGCGGGGGGCAGGAUCAUCGGAGGGAACCAGAGGCGCGACCAAAGCUGGACGCGUACGUCGUCGACGCCGAAGCCCACGGACGGGGCAAAAACGCGGCGCCGAUGGGCCCGUCCAGGAUGCAGCUCAGCAAGCCUGUGAUCGGUGCCGUGUCCGGUCACGCCGUCGCCGGCGGCCUCGAGCUGGCCCUGCUGGCGGACGUGCGCGUGGCCGAGGAUGACGCCAUCUUCGGCGUCUUCUGCCGUCGCUGGGGUGUGCCGCUGCUGGACGGCGGCACCGUGCGCCUGCAGGCCGUCGUCGGCCUCGGCCGUGCCAUGGACAUGAUCCUCACCGGCCGUCCCGUCUCGGCGGCCGAGGCUCUUCAGAUGGGCCUCGUCAACCGCGUCGUGCGGCGGGGCGCGGCGUUGGAGGAGGCGACCAAGAUUGCGCGCCAGCUGCUGGCCUUUCCGCAGGCGUGCAUGAAGGCGGACCGCGCGAGCUGCUACUACGCCGCGUACGAUGCCGUCUCGUUCGAGGAUGCCAUGAGGAACGAGUUCACCAGGGGCGUCGGCGUCGUCGCCGAGGAGAGCGUCGCCGGCGCCGGCCGGUUCAGCAGAGGUGCUGGCCGCCAUGGCACCUUUGCGGACUCGAAGCUUUGA
Molecule: messenger RNA, 876 nt
Organism: Drechmeria coniospora
Lineage: Eukaryota; Fungi; Ascomycota; Sordariomycetes; Hypocreales; Ophiocordycipitaceae
Product: enoyl-CoA hydratase/isomerase
Exons: 1
Coding region: 1-876 (291 amino acids)
Molecular function (GO): catalytic activity
Source: RefSeq, a predicted model, not a curated record